Molecule: messenger RNA, 1725 nt
Organism: Ustilaginoidea virens
Lineage: Eukaryota; Fungi; Ascomycota; Sordariomycetes; Hypocreales; Clavicipitaceae
Exons: 5
Coding region: 1-1725 (574 amino acids)
Biological process (GO): sulfur amino acid metabolic process
Cellular component (GO): cytoplasm
Molecular function (GO): adenylylsulfate kinase activity; ATP binding; sulfate adenylyltransferase (ATP) activity
Source: RefSeq, a predicted model, not a curated record
AUGGCAAACCAUCCUCACGGCGGCGUCCUCAAGGACCUCUUCGCCCGCGAUCUGCCCCGCCAAGCCGAGCUUAGCGAUGAAGCUGAGAAAUGCCCCGCCAUCGUCCUGACCGACAGACACCUUUGUGACCUCGAAUUGAUUCUCAAUGGUGGCUUCUCCCCCCUCGAAGGUUUCAUGACCGAGAAGGACUACGAUGGCGUCGUUGAGAACAAUCGUCUGGCUGAUGGCGCGCUUUUCAGCAUGCCAAUUACGCUAGAUGUCGAUCAGCAGCAAAUCGAUGCUUUGGAUAUCAGGGUGGGUGCCAAGUUGACCCUGCGCGAUUCCAGAGACGAUAGAAAUUUGGCCAUUUUGACCGUCGAGGAUGUCUAUAGACCGGACAAGGUCAAGGAGGCCAAGGAGGUGUUUGGGAGUGACGAUGAUAGCCACCCCGGUGUCAAACACCUCUUCAACGUUGCCAAAGAGUUUUACGUUGGUGGCAAGCUCGAAGCCGUCAGCCGCCUGGAGCACUAUGACUUCCUCGAUCUCCGCUUUACCCCUGCAGAGCUUAGAUCCCACUUCAGCAAGCUCGGCUGGCAAAAAGUCGUCGCUUUCCAGACCCGGAACCCCAUGCAUCGUGCCCACCGUGAGUUGACGGUUCGUGCUGCUCGCUCGCAGCAGGCCAAUGUUCUCAUCCAUCCCGUGGUUGGUAUGACCAAGCCUGGUGACAUUGAUCACUUCACCCGCGUUCGAGUAUACAAAGCUCUGCUUCCGCGCUAUCCCAAUGGCAUGGCUGCCCUGGCUCUGCUGCCUCUGGCUAUGCGCAUGGGUGGCCCCCGCGAGGCUCUGUGGCAUGCCAUCAUUCGAAAGAACCACGGUGCCACCCACUUCAUCGUUGGCCGCGAUCACGCUGGGCCCGGCAAGAACAAGAAUGGCAAGGAUCACUACGGUCCGUACGACGCCCAGAUCAUGGUGCAGAAGUACCAGGAGGAGCUCGGAAUCAAGAUGGUUGAGUUCCAGGAAAUGAUUUACAUUCCUGACAAGGACGAGUACAUGCCGGCCAACGAGAUUGCCGAGGGAACCCGCACCAUGAACAUUUCCGGAACCGAGUUGCGCACCAGACUUCGGACCGGUAAGGAUAUUCCCGAGUGGUUUUCCUACCCCGAGGUUGUGAAAGUCCUUCGAGAGCAGAAUCCAUUGCCACGGGAAAAGGGGUUCACCGUCUUCCUGACGGGUUAUCAGAACAGCGGCAAGGACCAAGUUGCCCGCGCCCUGCAGACCACCUUGAACCAAGGCGGCGGCCGGCCUGUAUCCAUGUUGCUCGGCGAGACCGUCCGCUCCGAGCUCUCAUCAGAGCUUGGCUUUAGCCGACAGGAUCGCGACCUCAACAUCUCGCGUAUCGCCUUUGUUGCCUCUGAACUGACCAAGGCUGGCGCUGCCGUCAUUGCGGCUCCCAUUGCCCCAUUUGACAAGGCCCGGGCCCAAGCUCGCGAGCUGGUUGAGAAGUCUGGCCCAUUUUUUCUCGUCCACGUCGCCACUCCACUUGAGUAUUGCGAAAAGACGGACCGCCGUGGCACGUACAAGCGCGCGCGCGCCGGCGAGAUCAAAGGUUUCACUGGCGUCGAUGAUCCUUAUGAAGUGCCUUCCCAGGCGGACCUGACGGUCGACCUCACUAAGCAGAAUGUUCGAUCUAUAGUGCACGAGAUUGUUCUCUUGUUGGAGAGCCGUGGCCUGUUGGAUCGUGUGUAA